AGCAAGCAGCCUUCUGGAGCCUACAUCUUCAGACCCAACUCUUCCACACCUUUCAUCAUCAGCCGGACGGCCAAGACGGAGAUCAUUAAGACGUCAGUGGUGCAGGAGGUGAGGCAGUGGUUUGCUCCCUGGGUGUCUCAGGUGGUUCGUCUCUAUGCUGACAGCAGAGCUCUGGAGCUCGAGUGGACUGUGGGACCUGUGCCGAUAGAUGACAGCCUGGGGAAGGAGGUGAUCACUCGUCUGGACACCAGCAUCAAAACCUCUGAAUAUUUCUACACUGAUUCCAACGGCAGAGAAGUUCUGCAGAGGAAGAAAGACUUCCGGCCCACCUGGAACCUGCAACAGUCAGAGCCCAUUGCUGGAAACUACUACCCAAUCAACUCUCGCGCUUAUAUCAAGGAUGAUGUGGACCAACUCACUGUGGUAACGGAUCGCUCUCAGGGUGGAGGCAGCAUCCAGAAUGGUUCACUGGAGAUCAUGCUCCACCGCCGGCUGCGCCACGAUGAUUUCCGUGGUGUUGGUGAACCUCUCAACGAGAUCUCUGGCAUCUUCCCAGACGGGCUGGUGGUCCGCGGCCGCCUCCUGCUCACCCUCGAUCCCCCGCAGACUGCUGCCGACACGCACCGCCCCCUCGCAGAGGGGAUGGUGUUGCAGCCGCUGCUUACGUUUACUGAUGGAGAUCUGAAGCCAAACACUCAGCUGGAG
Haplochromis burtoni (Burton's mouthbrooder) is the source of this 705-nucleotide messenger RNA. Its product is annotated as lysosomal alpha-mannosidase-like. Gene Ontology annotation, cellular component: lysosome. The record is from RefSeq and is a predicted model, not a curated record. Lineage: Eukaryota; Metazoa; Chordata; Actinopteri; Cichliformes; Cichlidae. Gene Ontology annotation, molecular function: carbohydrate binding; alpha-mannosidase activity. Gene Ontology annotation, biological process: carbohydrate metabolic process.